Messenger RNA from Echinococcus granulosus, 1647 nucleotides. Its product is annotated as T-complex protein 11-like protein. Gene Ontology annotation, biological process: signal transduction. The record is from RefSeq and is a predicted model, not a curated record. NCBI's taxonomy places the organism in Eukaryota, Metazoa, Platyhelminthes, Cestoda, Cyclophyllidea, Taeniidae. The coding region runs from base 1 to 1647 and encodes 548 amino acids. The transcript is spliced from 8 exons.
AUGGCGGCGGCGCAAGCGUUGACCACUACCGACGUGCAGUCCUACCUCCUCUACUACCUCCUCUAUCGUCAGCUUAUGAAUAGCGAGAGAGGUAUAAAGGAGACAAUGCACAGAGCCUUCUGGGAUGUUCAGCGUUCUCACCUCAACGCCGACCCGCCAAACUACGAGCCUGCUCUCGGUCUACUGAAGGAGAUUAGACAGUCCCUGGAGAGCUUGACUCUGCCACAUCAGACAACACUUCGAGCGCAGAUCGCAGAGCGUUUGGACAUUGAGACAGCGGAGGUGGAGUGGCGACGCACCGGACACCUGCGAUUGGAGGCUUUUGCAGAACCUCUUGUCGAAAUGCUUGCUCAAUGGUGCGCCCCCGUUCGCGAUCCCGAUGUUGCCCGUCUGCGUGACAUCUCUGAUCCGAUUGAAUUCUUUCGACAAGCUUUCGCCGUGCUAGAACUAAUGCACAUGGAUUUGGCCAACUUCACUAUCCGAAAGAUGCGUCCCUAUAUCCGUCAACAGGCUGGGGAAUAUGAACGCGAGAAAUUUGACACCCUCCUCAAAGUUCAAGAAAAAGCUGGAAUUGACGGUUUGGCGAUCACGCGAGAGUGGAUUCGCGAGGCUUUCGAGACUUUGCAAAAUCAGACGUCAUCAGACGGCGCACCCUUAGCUCCUCCUACACCGAAUAAUAUCCUUCGUGAGGCCUAUCUGGCCCUCCUAGUAUGGCAACCGACUCGCGAAUUCCCUGAGGCGAGUCUACACUUGUACCUACCUUACUUGAAGUACAGUAUCAACACUACUAUUACAGUAGCAGUGGAUGCAAAGCGUAUCCUCGAGCUUUCGGAUUGCCUGGCGCGGACAGUGACGUUGGCGUCGUUGGUAUUGGUUGUUUGCAACGCUGUUGCUACCGCCUCCGUCUCCCUUGCCCUUUGCACACCCACCCCAGUCACCACCUUCCCCCUCGCCUCCCUGAAGGCUGCUGUCUCUCGGGACGCUCGUGGCAUUAUUGACGGUGUACCCUCCGGUAAAAUUCCACAACUCGCAGAAGUGCUCAACCUCCGCAUGCUAUUGGUUGUCGACAAUUGGCGGAAAUCGCUCUACGAAGGAGACAGCGAAUUUAAGACCACUUUUACCAGUGAGGGUUUGUGUCCAGUCACGCCUGACAACUGUCUUCCAGAACCCUUCAAAGAACAAAUCACGAGCCAGAUUAAUGCAGUUCUCCGAACGGAACAUCCCGUCUAUAAACUGAUGUUUUCUCGAGCUGUUGACUUUCUGCGUUCCGCAUUAUCCGCACGACCACCAGAUCCCAUUCCACUUCCAACCGGAUUUGGAGCACUUUCAGAAAGCACUACGUCAAUUCCAACCUGUCAACCCUCCGUGCCGUUGGAUCCGAGUGUUUGCGCAAUGGAGAAACCCUCAAUGAACCUACGAGUGGACAUGGAUGGAGACACUGAUUCCGUCAUUCCUAAUACCUCUUCUGUGGGCUCCGCUUCGAUCUCCUCCUCCUCUUCCUCGGCUCCUGUCGACCUCUCACGGGUCUACGAUCUCGCUCUGAUUGCUUCGCGCCUGAUGCCUCUCGUGGCACACAAUCGACACGUUUUUGGACCGCAUUAUGCCGAAAUCAUCCACGAUCUCUUAAAGCCUGCGCGUAGCGACUGA